AUGUUCCCUAAUAGCAUGGCUAGAGGAAGAGGAGGACGUGGAAUGGGACGGGGAGGUGUUGGAAGAGGUGGUGUGCCUUUUAAAGUUCAAAAAUUUGUUCCAAGGCACCCAUUUGAUAUGGUUCUUUGUGAACCAGCAUUCCCUCGCGUGAAACCUGCUGUAAACGAUGAAGUAUUUACCCAGGCUUUACUGAAGAGGAAUACUGAUUUAACACCAUCACCACAGGAACAAGCAGCAGUUUUGAAUUUGGUCACAAAAAUUCAAACCAUCUUUGAUAAUUUGAUAGUUGCCCCUGGAAAUUUUGAUGCUUGUCAAGUAGAUGAGUCCAGGCAGGUUGGUUCAUUUAAAAAAGGAACAAUGCUCACUGGAAAAAAUGUAGCUGACAUAGUUGUGAUACUUAAAACAUUGCCUACGAAAGAAUGUGUUGGUGCUCUUGGAAACAGGGUUAUUGAAGAUCUUAGAACUGCUAAUCCAAAAGAAGUUUUAGGAAUGUCAGUUAAUGAGCAAGGAUUUGAUGUCAGUAAUAAUGAUGCAACAGUCCGGGUACUUGUAACUACAGUUCAUCAAAAUCUCCGGAAAUUGGAUCCAGAAUUACAUAUGGAAUAUAAAAUUUUACAGAGACAUUUAGCAGCAAUAAGACAUAGCCGUUGGUUCGAAGAAAAUGCCCAGCAUUCUUCUGUUAAAGUCCUGAUAAGAUUAUUGAGAGAUUUGAGAAAUAGGUUUGAGGGCUUUGAACCUCUUAACCCAUGGAUGAUUGAUCUUCUUGCUCACAGUUCUAUAAUGAAUAAUCCAAGUCGACAAGCACUUCCUGUUAAUAUUGCUUUUAGAAGAGUACUUCAGCUUCUUGCUUCUGGGCUAUUUUUACCUGGAUCAUCUAGUAUUGCUGAUCCCUUUGAAACUAACAAUGUUAGAAUUCACACAUCAAUGACUCUUGAACAACAAGAUGUUGUUUGCUUGACUGCCCAAACUUUAAUCAGAGUUCUUGCAGUUGCUGGCUACAAGCCGAUACUUGAUGGUGAUUCUUCUUUAAUUGCUGAAACUACUCAGUGGAAUGGAAUUGUAAUUUCUCCUCUUGACAAAGCAUAUGAAAAACCACCCGAAACUAAACCAGGUGAAGCAGAAGAUAUGGAAUCGGAAGCUGCUGAAGAAAUGGAAACAGCAGAUCCUUAA
Messenger RNA from Nezara viridula (southern green stink bug), 1170 nucleotides. The record is from the annotation of a GenBank genome assembly. Lineage: Eukaryota; Metazoa; Arthropoda; Insecta; Hemiptera; Pentatomidae.